Molecule: messenger RNA, 1215 nt
Organism: Microthlaspi erraticum
Lineage: Eukaryota; Viridiplantae; Streptophyta; Magnoliopsida; Brassicales; Brassicaceae
Source: the annotation of a GenBank genome assembly
AUGCCUCCCUCCGUCGGAUACAUGCCGGGACGAAGAUAUCUCAGAGGGUAUAAUACAAACGUCUUCUGGCACGCCGACAGUUGGCCCCCACCUGAGGAGGAUCAUGAUUACAAUAUUUGGUCUGUGUCUCGAUCCCUUGCAAAUAGGGGGUAUCUUGGUCUAGAUAUUAAUGCUUAUGGUGAGGUAGGGAAAAUCUCGGAUAAGGCGCUUAAAAUGUAUCGUUUGUCUACGGGAUUCCACAUUCUUAACACUCCAGAGGGGAGUGAUGAUAGAAGAGUUAAUUUGAUGUUAGCGAACGUUGUUGAAAUGGCUUUAUUCCCUGUGCCUAGGCAUUCACCAGACCAAACUGUGAUCCUCAUGAAAUUGACGCAGUACUCGGAGAUGAUCUGUAGGGUUCUUGCUUCUUUGAAGAGAAGAGGCCACGGUGUUGCGCUUGCACUGCCUGAGGUUGAUGUCGAGAAAGCAAAAGCUAGUUUUGGAAUCACUUUAUGCUCGGAGCAGAACGAUUCGAAUGAGAGAAUCCCAGUGUGGCUUUGUCCAAACCUAUUUGACAGAAAGCCAGACGCUCGUUUGCCACAAGGCCAGAGGCAUCCUGAAGAUGAAGAAGAACGGCAGAGCGAGCCUCGCUGGUUUAUAGAGCCUCCGACUCCAGAUGCCCAUACCACUAGCUUCGCCAUGCCGGCAGAUGUUGGUACAUGUGUCUUCUGGGACGUGGAGGAGUACCCACUCCCUCACGGUCUCGAUCUCCGUUCGUUUUGUGAGAAUAUUCUAUCAGCUGUUCGUUCUCGUGUUGCUUCUUCUACUGGUGCCGUCUCAAUCUACGCCUACGUUGUCAAGGUGGAGGAGGACUUUAAAGCUGAUGAAGCUGAGGAUGCCCAAAUCAAAAUACGCAUAGCUCCAGCAGACGAAUCUGAAAGAUUUGCUCAGAUGUCAAUGGACUUUCAUUUUUGGUCAGUGGACAAUACCGCCGCCGACGACCACAGUCAUCGCACCCGGCCAAAUUUGCUGCUAAUCUCCAAACUCUUGGAAGCAGACAGACGCUUAUGCUUGGGCGUCCAGGGUUGCCUUAGGUGUAUCAUUCGACGAGGUUGCAUUGCUUUCUUGGCAGUCCCUGGUGAAAACAUCCCAUCCUCAUCCUCAUCAUCUGAUGGUUUACCAUUAUUAUUGCCUUGGGAAGAACUAUCAGCAAAAGGAAAGCGGAAGACCCAUGACUAA